UUCAAGCGUGGUGUUCCCGUUGCGUGAUCUCCCGCAGCUGAACUCAGGAAACCGGCUCCCAUUCGGUGACCCUCAGCUCAGAGCGCAGCAGCCAACUGCGCUGUGCUGCGUUUGUAGUCACGCAGAGGGAGAAUAAAAAAGCCACAGCAGGAAUACAAAUUCUUUCAUGCUUUAUAUUUGAAAGUCCAGAGUUGCAUCGGAGUCUCCAGGCAUGAUGAAUUUUAUUCUCAUCUCCGUGCUGUGUGGAUUUUACGGUGUUCUAGCAAAAGAUAAAGAUCAUAAGGGGAAGUUCAACGUUCCUCUCCUGGAUGUCCAAACUCGGCAGCUGGUCCUGGAUGCUAACCAGAUGCUAAUGCUCAACUGCAGGGGUCGCUGGCAGCUGACAUGGACGUUCCCAGCAGGCUUGGCCAGAGAUCAGGUGGAAGUGAGUGAAUCUCGCUGUGGCAGGACGAGCCACCAUUACUGCAGCCAGAUGAAAGUCAGCCGCAUCCAGGCCCAGCACACUGGCCUGUUCCGCUGCCGGUACCAGCACAGACCCCAAAAACAUACAUCCGUCUAUGUUUAUGUCACAGACAGCCAGUGGCCUUUCGUGGAAGAUGCAGACAUGAGCGCAGACGUGUUGUACAUGAAGGAAAAGGAACCACUGGUCAUCCCCUGCCGGGUCACCAACCCCAAUGUCACCACAGAACUAGUCAAGUCCUACAGCCGCAGCCUGAGUCCAGACCAGAGGAACAUUAUCUGGAACAGCAGGCGAGGCUUCACUAUCAGAACUCCCACCUUCUUCUACGUCGGCCUCUUCUUCUGCCAGACCACUGGUGACAAAGUCAAACACAAGUCGCGUAAAUACUUUGUACACAGACUAGUGAAUAAAAUCAAAGAUGUGUAUCUGAACAGCAGUGAGCCUGUGCAGGCCUUAAAGGGAGAGCGACUGGUCUUGAACUGCACUGCAACAGCAGAGUUGAACACUAGAGUCAACUUUACAUGGGACUACCCCGGAAAGAGUGUCAGUGCUGGCUCAACUUCCAAAAUGCUCGUGAGACAUCCAACACACACGUUGUUCUACAGUAUUCUGAGCAUCCCGAAGCUCCAGCGUUCGGACCAAGGCCGCUACAUGUGCCGCGUCACCAGUGGUGAUCAAAGCCAGCAAGCCCAAGUCAAUGUAACUGUCUAUGACCGUCCAUUCAUCCGCCUGAAACCUAGAAAUGGAUUUGUGAUGACGGUGCAAGCAGGAGAGAAAUCUUACAGAAUAUCUCCCAAAUUGCGAGCAUUCCCAGCCCCUGAAGUCAUUUGGCUGAAGGAUGGCAUGGUUGCAGCAGACCAAUGCUCCAGAUACCACAGGGAUGGGAAUUCCCUGGUUAUCCGUGAUGUUGCAGAAGAGGAUGCUGGGAAGUACACUGUCCUUGUCCGAAUCCAGGAACACAGACUCUACCAGAAUCUCACGCUCACACUUGUGGUUUACGUGAGUCCUAAAAUAGGGGAGAAAGCAAUGUUGUUGCAGGACCUGGGUUCAGUGCCACGAGGGAGCAGACAAGCCCUGCGCUGCACAUCCCACGGAGUCCCUGCUCCGCACAUCCACUGGCGCUGGCAUCCCUGCCCAUCCAAAGGCCUCCCGGCUGCACCACCACAAGCCUGACGCCGUGCUGGAGGAGACCCAGGGACAGUGGACCAGGCUGGGCCAGGCUGAUGGGGGGCCUCUCGCCUGGGUCCUGGGUCCACUGCUGGGUCUGGCCCUGGGAACUGCAGCGCUCUUAUCUGGCCUGACCAGGAGGUGCAUUGGGCUUCCUGUGCAAAAAUCAGAGCGCUUUUCCUCUCGUUGUUUGGCUUCCUCUUCGACGCGAGACGCUUCCCAGCGGCGUGAUUGUCCCUUCGUCUUCAAACGUGGCACAGCCCGCUUCCUCAAGAGCUUGAUCUAUUCUUGAGAGCACCCCCACACCCCUUCCCCAACUCUUCUGCCCCCCACACAUACCUCUAAAACCCCUUCCAUCACCAGCUCUGACCUACACCACAACCCAGCAUCCUUCACCUCUGCAAAAUAUAAACUCCCCAUCACCUCCCACCCUGGAACCCCCUCCCCAUCACUGCCACCUUCACACACUCAUCUGUGCCUCUCAACAGCAUCCAAAACCCUCAGUGACAUUACCAGUGACUCGGAACACUGCUGAGCAGUGAAGAUCAGGAGAUACAGAAAACCAGGAGUUGCAUACGCCACAACACUAAGGAUAUAAGGACACCUGCUUCACUGAUUAUUUAUUUCCUUCCUUUUUCCAAUUUAAGUUUCCCCACUAGACCAGGCUGUCCUCUAGUUUUAUGCAUUUUAUAUUUCACAGACAUUUGAGCCAGAAAAAGUGCAAUUUCCACCAAUCCACCAGCCACAUUUCUGGAGCUGCUUUGCUUGUUUUUUGUGUCCUAGAGUGGUACUAAAAUGGGUGCAUGAACCGUGCCUGUCUGUCCCAAGCCUCAAUCUGAUUUUUGACAUCCAAAAAAAAAAAAAAAAAGCUGUGAUUUUCUGUUGCAAUUUUUAAACACCAGUAGAACAUCAGUGUGCUUACCUUGGACGGGCGAAACAGGAGAGAGGACAUGCUUUGUGCUAUUCACUAUGGGAUUCCUUCAGUUCUCUAUUAAAAAAACUGAUGGUCUGCAGAGGCCUACCAUGUAGGACUUCUGAGAAGGCCAGAGACGAUCCUGUGUCGCUCUCUAUCAUCCCAUGUCAAAAUGUCUUCUUUAUGUGUCACAUGAUGUCAGUAUAACAGCCCUGUUGUCUUUGUAUUGGAAGUUAAUUAAAAUCUAAGUGUAUGUGUGAUACUACAAGCCAUUUUAUGAGGAGUAGCAUAAGUGUUUGAAUAAACUCCAUUUGUGUAUGUGAGCGUAAAGAGGGUGACAGUGUGUGUGCUUGCGCACAAUUGUGUGUGUGUGUGUGUGUGCGUGCGUGCAUGCGUGUGUGUGUGUGUGUGUGUGUGUGUCUCCUAUUCUACGGGUGUCUGCUAAUGUGAUUAAUUGCUUGUAUACAGAUGUUCUAUGAGUAAUAUAUGAAUCUAAUAUUUAAUAAUUUUAUACAACUAACUUACAUAUGACAAUAUUUGACAACUGUAUGAAUCUGUUAAGAUGUACUGAAGUGUUAUAUUAGUCGUUUGUGUUUUUGCAUUAAACUUUCCUUGUA
This is a messenger RNA of Archocentrus centrarchus (flier cichlid), 3157 nucleotides long. RefSeq names its product fms related receptor tyrosine kinase 1 (gene flt1). NCBI's taxonomy places the organism in Eukaryota, Metazoa, Chordata, Actinopteri, Cichliformes, Cichlidae. The transcript has 11 exons. The coding region runs from base 212 to 1633 and encodes 473 amino acids. Gene Ontology annotation, biological process: vascular endothelial growth factor receptor signaling pathway; protein phosphorylation. Gene Ontology annotation, cellular component: plasma membrane. The record is from RefSeq and is a predicted model, not a curated record. Gene Ontology annotation, molecular function: vascular endothelial growth factor receptor activity; ATP binding.